AUGCAUUCGAGCCUACAAAAGUUGACAGUCAACGCAUUUCAGCUAACUACAAGUAUGCUAUCGACAUCACUACUUGUCGACAAUUGCGCUCUGAAUGCACGAGAUCAUCGUUCCGUGCAAAUCAUGGUACCCUUGGCACAGCCAUUUGAGGGAUCUCUCAAAUAUGUUCUCACCAUCAUACCGAUCAAGUACUCGUUAGUAUGCACACCGCAAAGCUUACUCAAAUAUCGAGCAGUGAUAUAUUAUCGAGGUGUGUUUCUCGAUGAUCAUGAUCUCGAAUUUCCAAUUAAGUUUGAAUAUCACGACUCUUCGAUCGGUGGUCAUCGCGUACGUGAGAAUUUAUAA
Messenger RNA from Plasmopara halstedii, 345 nucleotides. RefSeq lists its product as uncharacterized. The transcript has a single exon. NCBI's taxonomy places the organism in Eukaryota, Oomycota, Peronosporomycetes, Peronosporales, Peronosporaceae. Bases 1 to 345 code for a protein of 114 amino acids. The record is from RefSeq and is a predicted model, not a curated record.